Molecule: messenger RNA, 3822 nt
Organism: Platichthys flesus (European flounder)
Lineage: Eukaryota; Metazoa; Chordata; Actinopteri; Pleuronectiformes; Pleuronectidae
Gene: kcnk3b
Product: potassium channel, subfamily K, member 3b
Exons: 2
Coding region: 29-1204 (391 amino acids)
Biological process (GO): potassium ion transmembrane transport; stabilization of membrane potential
Cellular component (GO): membrane
Molecular function (GO): potassium ion leak channel activity; open rectifier potassium channel activity
Source: RefSeq, a predicted model, not a curated record
ACGGUCUCUUCUUCCAUCCCUCUCGACCAUGAAGAGACAGAACGCCCGGACCCUCGCCCUCAUCGUCAGCAUCCUCACGUACCUGGUGGUCGGGGCGGCCGUGUUCGAGACCCUGGAGUCGAAGCAGGAGAAGAGUCACAAGCGGCGGCUCGACGCCAGAAAGUAUGAGCUCAUGCGCAAAUACAACUUGAGCAAAGCGAACUUCGAGGAGCUGGAGCUCGUGGUGCUGCAGCUCAAACCGCACAAGGCGGGAGUCCAGUGGAAGUUCGCGGGCUCCUUCUACUUCGCCAUCACUGUGAUCACGACGAUCGGUUAUGGCCACGCGGCGCCCAGCACCGACUCGGGGAAAGUGUUUGUGAUGUUCUACGCCCUCCUGGGGAUCCCUCUCACCCUGGUCAUGUUCCAGAGCCUGGGCGAGCGCAUCAACACGUUCGUCAGGUACCUGCUGCACCAAGCCAAGAAGUGCCUGGGGAUGCGUCAGACCGAGGUCUCAAUGGCGAACAUGGUGACCGUGGGCUUCUUCUCCUGCAUGAGCACUCUGUGCGUGGGGGCUGUGGCCUUCUCCCACUGUGAGGGAUGGAGCUUCCUCCACGCGUACUACUACUGCUUCAUCACGCUCACCACCAUCGGCUUCGGGGACUACGUGGCCCUGCAGAGGGACGACGCGCUGCAGAACGACCCGCGCUACGUGGCCUUCUGCUUUGUUUACAUCCUGAUGGGCCUGACGGUGAUCGGGGCGUUUCUGAACCUGGUGGUGCUUCGCUUCCUCACCAUGAACACUGAGGACGAGCGGAGGGACGCCAAGCAGAAGGCCCUGAUGUCCGUCUGCAAGUCCCGAGGCGAGGUGGCUCGUCUUAUACCGCUCUCAGCCUCAACGUCCUCCACUCCUGUAGCAAACGACAGCUCAAGGGCUAAAGAUCCAAAAGGUGCCUACACCGAGGUGCUUCACUUCCAGACUAUAUGCUCGUGCCUGUGGUACCGGAGCAAGGAGAAGCUGCAGGGCUCCAUACCCACCAUGAUCCCUCAGGAGCUGACCUUCUCCGAUGCCUACUUGCAACAGAUCAACAACUGCUCUCCCUACAUGGAGCCUGGAUCGACAGGCUGCGUCUGCGGUCCACGUCAGUGCACGAGCACCAACUCCUCCACAGCCGGGCUGCGCUUCUUCUCCCCGUUCAGGGUGUUCAAGAGACGCAGCUCCGUCUAGCCUUUCUCUCCCUGCAGCAGAUUUCAGUUUGGCACGAUACGUCCUCACUGUCAGGCGGACAACAGAUACUUGAACAGUCCUCCCAGCAAAGACACGGCUGCAGGUAGAUGUCCGUGGUGCUAUAAUCCCAGUAAACCAACAGUAGGAGGCAGAAAAGGGAAAACAAACAUGCAGCCCUGUCAACGGCAAAAUCUUAAUCAAAUAUGUGUUCAAGGAAGAGCAGCUGCCGAUGUUUUGACUUCAGGUGUUUCAGGGGCGUGCAGAGUGCUUUGAAGAGUCGUGUGGGCGGGAACAUGUGUGUCACAUGAACAAAUGAACACAUGAGCACAUGAACACAGCCGAGGACACGUGAUGUGACGUGUGCACGGCUUGUAGGUGAAAGCAGAGCAGGAGCUGAAGGAGCAGACUGAGCAAAUAUCUGAAACAACUCUCAGCAGCAAAUCUCAUUUUUGUGUUUCUGUUUCUGUUUACUCACUUUAGAGUUUAUUUUUGGUUAUUUGGAAAAAAGGUCUCGAUGCUUUUCUUUAUUAACUUCUCCUCACAGUGAAAUCAUGAUUCCCUAAAACUUGAUUUAAACAAACCGUGACUGUCCGAACCUUUUCAGAACUGACACACACACACACACUCAUAACUUCACAUGACUCACACGUGCAGUUGCCUCUGUUAUUGUGUCAUCGUGUUUCAGUGCUCUCGGAAACGCUGAUGCAUCUGACCCAAACACUGCAGAAUUAUGUAACGUCACAAGUGGAAAAGUGAAAUGGUAAAACUGGUAAAACUGAAUCAGCAGCAAAGUCCAGUGAUCACAAGUAGACACUCACCAGCACUGACGCCUCUUAACAUUCAGUCAGCAGCGGCAGAAAAACACAGAAAAGCUCAAAUGAUCACUUAGAGUUAAAUAUUACAUAACAUACACAACAGAUUUUCUAAUAUCCAGGUUCCUGUUUGGGUUUUGACUCUUUCUCCUAUUUUUUCUCCGCUGCUCUUUUCGACCUGAACAUCUGCGAAGCUUCACAGAACUCAUCCACCAUCAAACAGAAUCUCCUCUGGAUCAAACAGAGGAUGCAAACUAUUUUUAGUAGCCGUCUGCGGUGACAGAUGGGAGAGUCGGGGGGGUUUUCUGUGUUUGGACAAUGGAUGAGGAGCCGGUUGUCAUUCGCAGACAAACAUGCCACAAUAGACCGAGUCUGAGCGACUGACGCAAAAGUUCAAAUCCACCCUCAGACACUGUCUCUCGUAUUUCUGGGACUAUUUUAGUGUUCGGCCGUUUUUUCUCUUUUCUGUGUAGGCGACAAGAUGUGAAGUUUCUUUUCUGGCAGCUACAGCAGAAGCUUUCAACCCCAAAGACGUUUGAUUGGUUUAAACCCUGCACAGAAAAUGUCAGUUUGGGGGAAAUCAAAUCAGAAAUGAGCAAUACAUUUAGAUUAUUUAUUAAUAUAUAUAUAGCAGAUCAUAUUUCUUGAUUAACUGACACAUUCUUUGCUCCAUAAAAUGUUAUUAAGAUUGGUGACAAGUAUUUUCUUUUAAUAAUCUCUGACUCCCUGUUGUGUCAAUGAGAAAGCAUCAUCUGUUUUCCUGUUAAUUGAUGAGCUGAUCUAUUUAUACACAUUAUCAGUCCGUCAGAUAAUGAAAUAACGAAACAAUAUUUGCACGGUGGGGUAGAAGAUUAAGUCUGUUAUCAUCAGCAAACAUAUACCUAGGACAUCUAUGUGGACAGAUGAAAGGCAUGCUGGGAAAUGUAGGAAAUAGGUGCAGAUAGAAGAGGUGUUACGAACAAAAGUAUUAAGAUUAAAAUACAUUUAUUUGUCCCAGGUAGGGAAAUGUAACCUCUGCUUUUGACCCAUCUGGUUCAGGACACACAGAGCAGUGAGCGACCAUGUACGGCGCCCGGGGAGCAGAUGUUGGGGGAGUAAGGUGCCUUGCUCAGGGGCACUAGACAGGGCAGGGAGAAUCCUCUUGGAUUUUUGGGCAGAUCAAUCCAGGUUCGUCUUUUUGUUGUUUCUCCAUGGAGUCGAACCAGAGACCUUCUCUGCCCAUAGUCCUGUUACUGCCACUAGUCCACACUACAAGUAAAAGUCCGGCACUCAAAAUCGUUACUUUAUUUAUAAUACAGGGAAACAGCUAAAUAUACUUGAAGUAUCAAUAAUAAAAUGAAUCCAAUAAUCUUCUGUGUGACAGAUUUAAUAGUUUGAAUAUUACAGAAAGUGUUUCAUAAUAUUUCCCUCCGAAAUGAUUAUUUCACAAAAAUGUAAAAGAAAGUGAAAAAAAAACUUCAAUUAACAAACAUCAAUGAAAACAUAGGUGGAGGUAAUAACUGUAACUUCACAGAUUGCUGAUAUUCUGAACGUCUUCAGGGGGAUUUUCUUUUUCCCUUGAGAUCUGUUGAGAUCCCACCUGUGUGACGACAACAUGAUCUCAUUUGUUUUCUUAAGGAACUGAGACCGGCACUUCACGGAACACUUAAGUUGCACAUGUGAUAAAAAGGGAAAAUCAUGAUUUUAUAUGUGUAAUUUGGAUUUGCUUUUAAAAAACCAAUGACCCAGAAGACAAUUGUACUGUAUCCUGUUGCACUUGCAGGUUUUCCCUGUGUGCUUUGGAAAAUAAAAACAUUUCUAAACACA